Molecule: messenger RNA, 3526 nt
Organism: Tachyglossus aculeatus (Australian echidna)
Lineage: Eukaryota; Metazoa; Chordata; Mammalia; Monotremata; Tachyglossidae
Gene: GCLC
Product: glutamate-cysteine ligase catalytic subunit
Exons: 16
Coding region: 83-1996 (637 amino acids)
Biological process (GO): glutathione biosynthetic process
Cellular component (GO): glutamate-cysteine ligase complex
Molecular function (GO): glutamate-cysteine ligase activity
Source: RefSeq, a predicted model, not a curated record
GGGACCGGCUCCCUCCCUGGUGGGAGCGUCCUGAGCGUCCCCGGCGGGGCGUCCAGUACACGGUGGGUCCGUCCGUCCGGCCAUGGGGCUGCUGUCGCAGGGGUCUCCGCUGAGCUGGGAGGAGACGCGGCGCUUCGCCCGGCACGUGCGGCGGCACGGGGUGCUCCAGUUCCUGCACAUCUACCACGCCGUCAAAGAGCGCCAGAAGGACGUGCUCAAAUGGGGCGACGAGGUGGAAUACAUGUUAGUCUCUUUUGAUCACAUAAACAAGAAAGUGCGCUUGGUUCUGUCUGGAGAGGAAGUCCUUGAAACACUGCAAGCAAAAGGGGAGAGGGCCAAUCCAAACCAUCCUACUCUUUGGAGACCAGAGUAUGGAAGUUAUAUGAUUGAAGGGACACCUGGACAGCCGUAUGGAGGAACAAUGUCUGAAUUUAACACAGUUCAAGACAACAUGAGGAAACGGCGGCUGGAGGCUUCCUCAGUGAUGAAAGAAAAUGAAGCUCUUUGCACUAUCACAUCAUUUCCUAGAUUAGGCUGCCCUGGGUUCACGCUUCCAGAGCAUAAACCUACACCAACUGAAGGAGGUGCCUCGAAGUCUCUCUUCUUUCCAGACGAAGCAAUAAACAAACACCCCAGGUUCAGUACCCUGACAAGAAAUAUCCGACAUCGGAGAGGGGAAAAAGUUGUGAUCAAUGUACCAAUAUUUAAAGACAAGAAUACUCCGUCUCCAUUUAUAGAAUCAUUUCCUCAGGAUGAUGAAGCAGCAAAAGCUGCGAAACCGGACCAUAUUUAUAUGGAUGCUAUGGGAUUUGGAAUGGGCAAUUGCUGCCUUCAGGUGACAUUCCAGGCUUGCAGCAUAUCGGAAGCCCGAUACCUUUAUGAUCAACUAGCUACUAUCUGUCCAAUUGUAAUGGCUUUAAGUGCUGCAUCUCCUUUCUACAGAGGCUAUGUUUCAGAUAUUGACUGUCGCUGGGGAGUAAUAUCAGCAUCUGUAGACGAUAGAACACGGGAAGAGAGAGGAUUGGAGCCUCUGAAGAACAACAUAUAUAGGAUCAGUAAAUCACGCUAUGAUUCAAUAGACAGUUACUUAUCUAAAUGUGGAGAAAAAUACAAUGACAUUGAUCUGACAAUUGAUAAAGAAAUUUAUGAACAGCUAUUGAAAGAAGGUAUUGAUCAUCUCUUGGCACAACACAUCGCACAUCUCUUUAUUCGAGAUCCUCUGACUCUUUUUGAGGAGAAAAUACACCUAGAUGAUGCAAACGAAUCUGACCAUUUUGAGAAUAUUCAGUCGACAAACUGGCAGACUAUGAGAUUCAAGCCCCCUCCUCCAAAUUCAGAUAUUGGCUGGAGAGUAGAAUUCCGACCCAUGGAGGUUCAGCUAACAGAUUUCGAGAACUCUGCUUAUGUGGUGUUUGUAGUGCUGCUAACCAGAGUGAUCCUUUCAUACAAGUUAGAUUUUCUCAUCCCUUUGUCAAAGGUGGAUGAAAACAUGAAAGUGGCUCAGAAACGAGAUGCUGUAUUACAGGAAAAGUUUUACUUCAGGAAAGAUAUUUGCAAAGGUGGCAAUGCUGUGGUGGAUGGCUAUGGGGCAGCCCACAAUGGCAUGGAGACAGACACAGAAGAAUACACCUUGAUGACCAUAGAUACCAUCAUCAAUGGGAAGGAAGGUGUCUUUCCUGGUUUAAUCCCAAUUCUCAACUCCUACCUGGAAAACAUGGAAGUUGAUGUGGACACCAGAUGCAGCAUCCUGAACUACUUGAAGUUAAUCAAAAAGAGAGCAUCAGGAGAACUCAUGACGGUCGCUCGUUGGAUGCGGGAGUUUGUGGCGAACCAUCCAGACUACAAAAAAGAUAGCGUUAUCACUGAUGAAAUGAACUACGGCCUUAUUUUGAAGUGCAACCAAAUUGCAGACGAAUUAACAGAGUGCCCAGAGCUGCUGGGAUCAGCAUUUAAGAAAACAAAAUAUAAUGAAAACCAUACCGGCUCUUCAAACUAGGUAGAUCGUGUGAGCGUUUUAGUCAAGAACUAGCUGCAGUACUGUGAACCCCAUGCAUGGUGUGAAGACCAAAAAACCAGUAAUUCUGCACUAUCACCUGGGCCAACCAGCCUGACAUUCAUAUAAAGGCUUCCUAGAUGGGCACCUUCAGAGUUUAUACCGUGUACAAUGUAAAUAGUAAAAUAUUUUUAUGAUUAACAUUGUAUUUUAUUAACACUGUACCUAAGUCAUUGUGAACUGGCUUGUAAAAUUUUUUUUACGCUUACUCUGGAGGAGCUCUACUGACCUGAAUAGUUUUAUAAAUGUAAUGUACUAGUAAUUGUACUUUAUAUCUGCAUUCCAGGGGUUGAAUGUUUACUGUAAAUUUUUGUCCUUCUAAAGAGACUACCUUGGUGAAAAAGAAUCAGUUAGGGCCUGAUUCACUGAAUUCCCAUGUCACUUUAAAAACACACUAUCCGAGACUUUCCCACCUCUUUCCUUGGCACCUGGAAGGCUUCCUGUCUAAGCACCUUCCGUAGACUGAUUCCUUUCCAGUAUGGGCAUUGUUCUUACAGGAUCAGUUGAGCGGUCUGUGCCAGACUUUAGGAUUGAACGAAGCCGCCGGGUGGACGUGACCUCAUUUCUGUUCCGUUCUCCCCUCCGCCCCUUGCGCGUUCUCACGUUUAGAUCCAGGGUCAUAAUGCCCAGGCAGUUACGGGAGGCUGGUAUCUAAGACCUCUGGCCCGCGAUCUUUUGUUUGAAACGCCUAGCGUGCUUUCUCAGCAUAUUUGUCUUUGUCCAAGAUUUUCUUUUCCUUGUAAAUACUAAGAGGACUGGAAUUUAAAUGGGGGCAUAAGGGACAGGGAAAGGGGGUUGAUGACUAGUCACUGGAAAUGGCUUGAGUGUCUGCUAUGUAUACCCCAUUUCCGAUUCCACCCCUAACUGCUGCUUAAUCUAGACUUGCACGCAAUACCCAACCCAAAGCUGAGUGAAUACCAAACCUUUUGGAGCUGUGUCCAUAUCCUUUUCCCCUCCCUCCAGUAAGCUCGUUCACAAAGACUUGUCAACUAAAAGCCAUUUGCCCCGGUCUCUGACGGGGUAGCGUGCUAUGCACUGCUUAACUUCCUAUAUAAAAUUUACAGAGGAAUCAUGGAUUGCACUAGAGUUUUGUGAAUCAGGACCCUAAGUGGUGGGAGAUUGUAAAUAAUUACAAUUUAAGACAAUUGAAUUGUUAGAUGUAGUCAUUUUUGUGGGAUUUUUCAAUUCAGUUCAAAUUCAUUACUGCUUCUAAAAACUUUACUGUAGAUUAUGCAGAACUUAAUAUGCGCAUAUCUAAGAUGUAAUUCUAAUUUUACAAAGAAAUUGCUCCGAAGCUGUUUAUGUAUAGAGUUUGUGCUAUAUUCAUAGGUGUGUUUUAGAAAAUUUGGGUGCCUGUUUUUGUUUUUUUGGGUUUUUUUUUUCUCAUUUGGCUUGUUUUAAUCAGGUUGUCAAUGACAAGAAAGAUCAAAUGGUUUGUGGUACAAGAAAAUAAAACAAAUAGAAUUUGCAAUA